UUCCAGGCCUGAGCAGGUCCUUCAGCAGCACCUUGUCUCUCACCUCCCACCCAUCUGCAAUCCUGUGCGGUAAUGGCACUCCUGAUUGGCUGGUGGACGUCACAAAGCUUCCUUGAAAACCAAGAUGAGAGACACUCCAGUUGAGCAGUCCGUGAUGGACUUGAUCGACCUGUUCCACAAAUACACCAAACCUGAUGACAAGAUCGACAAGCAGGGCCUGCUGAAGGUGCUGAAGGAGAAUUUCCCUAACUUCCUCAAGGCCUGUAAUGAAAGGGGCAAAGAUUUCUUGGCCCAUAUCUUUGAGGACCAUGACAAGAAUAAGGAUAAGAAGAUCGAGUUUUCCGAGUUCCUGUCGCUGUUGGGCAUCAUAGCCACAGACUACCACGAUCAUAGCCACGGAGCCCCGCUCUGUUCUGGGGGAGGACAGUGAGCCCAGCCCAGCCUGAGGCCUCCAGAAACCCCAAGAAACAAUAAAGUGUCUCUUGCCCAGA
Molecule: messenger RNA, 491 nt
Organism: Eptesicus fuscus (big brown bat)
Lineage: Eukaryota; Metazoa; Chordata; Mammalia; Chiroptera; Vespertilionidae
Product: protein S100-A7-like
Exons: 4
Coding region: 125-430 (101 amino acids)
Cellular component (GO): cytoplasm
Molecular function (GO): calcium ion binding; transition metal ion binding
Source: RefSeq, a predicted model, not a curated record